Molecule: messenger RNA, 1947 nt
Organism: Cyphellophora europaea CBS 101466
Lineage: Eukaryota; Fungi; Ascomycota; Eurotiomycetes; Chaetothyriales; Cyphellophoraceae
Exons: 7
Coding region: 1-1947 (648 amino acids)
Biological process (GO): transmembrane transport
Cellular component (GO): membrane
Molecular function (GO): myo-inositol:proton symporter activity
Source: RefSeq, a predicted model, not a curated record
AUGGCCGACAUCAACGAAAAGACGUCCGACGGGGCCUUCAAUCCGCACCGCGACUCGGACGCCACUGCCACCAACAUCGAAAACGUGCAGCACUCGUCCCCCAAUGCCGACCCCGAGAAGCAAGGCUACCGCCACGCCUCUCAGACCAGCACCACCGGAGCCCCACGCAAGAAAUCAUUCGUCGACGUCGACGAAUCCAAGCUCUCGGCCGCUUUCGAGAACCCGCUCUCCGGCAUCCCUCGAGACCAACUCCUCGCCGACGUCGACACCUUCUGCAAGGACCACAACCUCGUCGAGUUCACCGCCGACUUCCGCAAGGGUGCCUUGGUGGCGCAGCGGCCGCACGAGGUCGAGCGGAUCGCGGAGCUGAGCGAUGAGGACCGUGAGGCGUUGCGGCGCGAGCACACGCAUCGCUGGAGCCAGCCGUUCAUGCUGUGGUGGCUGGUCGUCAUGUGCAGCAUGGCAGCUGCGGUGCAGGGCAUGGAUGAGACGGUCAAUAAUGGCGCGCAGGCGCUGUAUCUGGAGGACUUGGGUAUUACGCAGAAGCGAUUCAGUAAGGGUAUGGUCGACAAUCUGACGGGCCUUGUCGUGGGAGCUCCGUACCUGUGCUGCGCGAUUCUGGGUUGCUGGUUGACGGAGCCGAUGAACAAGAUUUUUGCCCGACGCGGCACCAUCUUCAUCAGCUGCUUCAUUGCCGCAGUUGCUUCCAUCUGGGAGGGUGUGGCCAACAGCUGGGUCAACUUGUUCCUGGCGCGUUUCGUGCUCGGCCUUGGGAUCGGCCCCAAGUCCUCUACCGUUCCAGUCUAUUCCGCAGAGUGUGCGCCUGCACCCAUCCGUGGCGCCCUCGUGAUGCAGUGGCAGAUGUGGACGGCUUUUGGUAUCAUGCUGGGGAACAUCAUGGGCGUGGCGUUCGGUCCCAGUACAGGUAUCAGCCCAGACCUGGGUUGGCGCUUGAUGCUCGGUAGCACCGUCGUCUUGCCGCUGAUCGUUUGCGCCCAGGUGUACUUCUGUCCGGAAAGUCCAAGAUGGUAUAUCCAGCACAACAAGACCGACAAGGCGUUCCGCUCCUUCCAGAAGCUGCGCUUCACCAACUUGCAAGCAGCCCGUGACACCUACUACACCUGGGUGGGUGUCGAAUUGGAGCGCAAGGCCAACAAGGGCAAGAAUCUCUUCACGCAGUUCGUCGAACUGUUCACCGUGCCACGCAACAGGCGCGCCACACUCGCUUCCUGGAUCGUCAUGUUCGGUCAGCAGUUCUGCGGUGUCAACGUGAUUGCUUACUACAGCACCACUAUCUUCAUCGAAUCCGGCUACUCAACCAAUUCCGCCCUUUUGGCCAGCAUGGGCACUGGCAUCCUGAACUGGGUUUUCGCCAUCCCCGCCCUCUUCACCAUUGACAGAUGGGGCCGCCGGAACCUACUGCUCUUCACUUUUCCUUUCCUCUCCGUCUUUCUGCUCUGGACCGGCUUCUCCUUCUGGUUCACCGCCAACAAGGCCAAAGUCGGCAUGGUCACGACCGGCAUGUACCUCUUCGAAGUCUUCUACUCUCCUGGCGAAGGUCCCGUGCCCUUCACCUAUUCGGCCGAAGCGUUCCCCGUGCACGUACGUGAUGUGGGGAUGAGCUGGGCCACCGCGACGACCUGGUGCUUCAACUUUAUUCUCAGUUUCACCUGGCCGCAUUUGCUGAGCGCCUUUAAGCCGCAGGGUGCGUUUGGCUGGUACGGUGCAUGGUGUCUGAUCUUGUGGGUGUGGAUCCUGUUGGCGGUGCCGGAGACCAAGGCUCUUACGCUCGAGGAGUUGGAUCAGGUUUUCAACGUGUCGACCAGGAGGCACGCCAGCUAUCAGUUGAAAAACGCGUGGUGGCACUUCAAGGUGUGGGUCUUGAGGCAGAAACUGGAGCCAUUGCCGCCAUUCUACCGCCACGCGGACAAGCUCAACGAGGCUUGA